Messenger RNA from Drosophila sulfurigaster albostrigata, 6771 nucleotides. It is a transcript of the gene woc, whose product is annotated as zinc finger MYM-type protein 4. Lineage: Eukaryota; Metazoa; Arthropoda; Insecta; Diptera; Drosophilidae. Gene Ontology annotation, molecular function: zinc ion binding. The record is from RefSeq and is a predicted model, not a curated record.
AAAAUAUUGGAACAAACAGCGCAGUUGAAAGGUCAUCAAAGCAUUAUGAAACUUCAAAUUUAUGCUUUCAAUUAUCUCGUUCAACACUGGAAGGUCACCGAGUUAAUGUUUCGCUUUCUGCCGGUAUAAAUACAAAGCCCAGUGUUUCAUUGAUCAAAUAGUUCCAAAUGGAGGAAAUAUCUAGUUCCGAUUCUUUUGGUGCUGACUCCAGUGCAAGGCCCGAAUCUGAAACCUCCAAAUUGGAUGAGGAACAAGAGAAAGCCACAACAGCUGUGCAAGACACUCCAACAUCCCCGCCAGCCGAAGAAGACGCAACCAUUGACAAUCCGACUGCUGAUGCGACUAACGUUGAAAAGCCCGCAGAGACAUCAAGUGGCCAAGUGGACGAGGAUUUUGAUCAAAUCUCCGAAGGUUCUUUGGACAUGGAUGAGAGCCAAUCGCAGGGCAAAACAGAUGCGGUCGCAAAUGAUGGUGAAGACAAGGAACAGCAGCAGGAUGCGGACACAGAGCCAUCUGCAGCUAAUCCAGAAGACUUAGAUGAAGAGGAGCCUCAGGCUGCAACAGAAGAAGAGCCGGAGGAGCACUGCAAUCUCGAUGCCAGCGGUGAUGCCGAUUCGCUGCAACAACGUGACGCCCUCGAGAGCGUCGAAGGAGAUGAGGAGGAUGCUGGUGAUAAUGAUGCCGUCGAUGGUGCACCGUCCACCUCAAUUGAGGCAAUGGACGUGGACGACGCUGAAGCUGAGAAUGAGGCGACGGCGCCAGCGAAAGCCGCCGACGAUGAGCAAGCUGACGAUGUGGAAAUGCGCUCAGAAGGCAACGAUUCUCGGCAAGAAGACGAAGGAGAUGCUGGCAAAGCCAUUGAUGAAUCAAAUGCGCCCUCAGAGGGCAGAGAUGAAGUGGAUAGAAUAGACGAGCAGGAACAAGACGCUUCGGCUGAAACUAGUGCAGCACAGGAGGACGAUGAGCGAGCUGAUGCUGAAGGCGAUGCAGAUCAGCUGGACGAUGCUGCAGAGGCAGAGCAAUUAGAUGAUUCUGGCGAAGCUGAAGCAGAGCAGUUGGAAGAUGCUGCCGAGGCAGAGCAUGGAGAUGAUACUGUGGAAAAUGUGUUGGAGCCCGAGGAGUCGGAUGUUUGUCUCAUACCCGACGAUCCCGAGACGGAGGUCACCGAGGCCGAAAAGGAGCAGGCACGUGAGAAUGCCGAAAAGGCGGCCGAAGAGGAAGAAGCCGCUGAACAAACACAAGCAGCAGCAGCAGCCUCUUCCAAAUCCCCCGUUGCUGAGACAGACGAAGCAGCCGACGAACACAAUGAAAAGGAGGAUGGGGCAGGCGAAGCGAAUGCUUCGACGUCGGACGAAGUGCCAAGAACGCCAAAUGCAGCUGCUCAAGCUGAUAAGUCAGCUGGAGGAAGUGUGUCAGCCUCAGAAGAUGCCAAAGCGGACGCCGAGGCUAAUGACGAAGAUGCGCCAGAGGCCGAUGCUCCGGAUGCGGAUGAGCCAACGGCCGAGGAGGCAUCCAGUGCGGCAGCUGGCGAGGCAGGCGGAGCAGCCAAAAUCAUCAUCAGCUGGAUUGUUGCCAGCACUCACAAGUGCCGACAAUGUGAUGCCGAGAAAAGCUGCGGUUACCGCUUCAAAAAUUUAGAAGUAGCAGUUAAUGAGGAGGCGGAUGCGGACAACGAAGAAGCGGCAGAUGCAACAGCUGCAGCAGGAAGCUUUGAGUAUCUGUGUGAUCAGGCUUGCUGUGAUGCGCUGUUGGCCGAUCAGCCGGGCAAAUUCUUUUUGCGGCGCAAAAAGUUUCUGGUCGAGGAAGUCAGCAGUCAGCAAGAAGGACGCGGCGAAGAUGAUGAACCAGCCACUGAAGCAGCUGAUGAGGAGACUGCAGCGACGGCUGAUGAAUCGGAAACAACGACGACAGGCAAACUUAAUGAUUGCCUGCAGUGCAAAGAGCAAAAGAAUUGCAAAUACUUUUUGCGUCAGGACCAGGACACGUUCUACAUUUGCAACGAUGAUUGCUAUAAUCUGUUGAAUGCCGAGGAGCCGGAUAAGUUCAAACUGAAGCGACACUCGAUACGGGUACGAAAUAUUGGCGCAACCACGAUACGUUCGCCCAGCAAAAAACCCGAAUCCUCCAAUGUAGUGGCACGCACCAAUGCCGAAGCCGAAGCGGCGCGUCUCGAUCGCAUCGAAAGCUUUCGACGUCGCUGCGCCGACUGUGAGCAGGAGAUCAAUGUGAGCGAGAAGCAACUGAUCUGGGAGACGAUGGACUUUUGCAAUGAGAUCUGUUUGGGGAGCUAUCAGCGUUCCUUUGGCGGCAACUGUGAGACCUGCAAGCAGGAGGUGAGCUCCAUAGCGCUUGGCAAAUACUGUGUUCGCUUUGGCUUCGAGGUGCGACAAUUUUGCUGUGCCGCAUGUCUCAACACCUACAAGAAGGGCCUGAAGACGUGCUCGUGCUGCCAGAAGGACAUUAGCAGCGGACAGGAGGGUUUCUUAGCGCCCGUGGGCGAUAAGGAUCAGUUCAAAGACUUCUGUUCGCAAGCCUGCCUGCGACGUUACGACAAUAUGUGCAAUCCCCGCAAGAAACUGCGCAACGAAAUGUGCGGCGUUUGCAACAAUGAAAAACCGGUGCGCGUGGAAAUGUUGCUGGACGAUAAGGAGCAUUAUUUCUGCUCGAAUCCCUGCUUCUCGGCGUUCAAAUUUGUCAGCAACGUGAAUGCGGAUCCCUGCGCCAUGUGCUGCAAAUACUUUGAACGCAAAACCGCCGAUGCAUACACCAUCUACAACACCGAUAGGCAUUCGCCGAAAAUGUUCUGUUCCCGGAUCUGCAUUAACGUGUACAUUAUCGUGAAUCGACACAUUGUGUCGUGUCAAUGGUGCAAGGUGAAAAAGUACAAUUUCGAUAUGAUCUAUAAGGUGCAAGGCGAUGUGGAAACACUCACCUGCUCAAUCAAUUGCCUCACCAUGCAUGGCGUCAGUUGCAACAUUUCGGCACGAGCUGUCACCAAGUGCGACAAUUGCAGCAACGCGAGCACUCCACAGUAUCACUUGACCAUGUCGGAUGCAUCGAUGCGCAAUUUUUGUACAUAUCAGUGUGUGAUGCAGUUUCAAAAUCAAUUUGCGCGCGCUCCUUUGACGCUAGACAGCGAUUUGCCAUCGACAUCAGCGAGCAAGUCAUCGCAGCAGCAGUCGUCGCCGUCACGUGCCAGCAAUAAGAAUGCAGCACCGUUUCCCACUGGAUUGCCUAAGCGUGUCAAAUUAAAAUUAGCACAGCCGUCCGGUGUGAAGAAUAAUGCCACGGCUGGCAAGAAAACAGCCGGCGGCACCGUUGUACCCGUCAUUUCGACGGUACAAUCUUUGGCCAGCGGCGAAACGGAAGCGCGCAUUGGCAGUGUGACAGUACGCCGUAAACGUGGACGCAAACCGGAUUCGCCGCCGCCACUGGCGAUGAGCAGCAUGGCAUCGCCCGCUACAUCCACAGUGGCCACCGGCGAGGUACGCGGACGAGGACGACCGCGUAAGCACGUGGAUUAUAGCGUUGCUCGUUCACCAUCGCCUCCACGCAUGCUCAUGAGCAGCAGCGUACCGAGCAGCAACGAGUUCAACCCGCCGGCCAUCACAGAAACCAAGAUCAUUACGGUGCCGCCAUAUCCGAAGGCUGUGCGCAAUGUGAACAUCAGCUGUAAACCGAUGACCGUCUCCCAAGGGGAGCAGUGCACGCCGUCCGUGCGCGAUUGCGCAACACAAACGGAAAAGGAUUAUUCAAACAAGGUGCUGAUACCGGUGCCGGUGCCUAUAUUUGUGCCACAACCGAUGUACAUGUAUUCGGCACCGUUCCCGGUGCCCGUGCCCAUUCCGCUGCCAAUACCGGUGCCCAUCUUUAUACCAACAACACGCAACACCUCCCAGGGCAUAUUGAAAGAGAUUAAAAAGAUACAGGAUAAAAUGCCUGAGGAUCCGUUGGAAGCUGAGCUCCUGAUGAUGGCCGAAAUGGUGGCGGAGGAGAAACAUGAUUCAGAUUCCGAUUCGGACAAUGAAAUUAAACCGGAUCCAGGUCUAGUGACGAUGCAAUAUCAAAACAGUUUGGAGCAACAGCAGCAGCAGCAACAACAACAACAGCAGCAACAAGUGGUUGACGUGAGUGCGGCCAGUCAUAAUCCCUAUGGUGAUGAUAUGCUGCAGAUCGCGCUUAAAAUGGCAACCGGCGACUAUGAUAAUCAUCAUCAGACCACAACAGUGGAUCUGGAGUCAACAAUGACGACCAACACGAUAUCAAAUCAAUCGCCAAUGGGUCAUGACAUGGGCCAAAUGGGAGUGCAUCAUCUGGACCAGCAACAUCACAUGCUGGAUGCGACGCAACGUUCACCGCGUGGUCGUAAACGAGGUGGUGGCAACAUUGCUGUUAUGGAUUCCCCAUCAAGGAAUAGUCGGUCGCCCGUGAAGCGGCAACGGGGUAGCGAAAUGGAUCACUCGGCGCUGCAGCAACAGUCACAACAGGCACAACAGCCGCAGGAGAAGCCCGACGCACAAAUGUUCCUCAAGUACACGUUCGGUGUAAAUGCCUGGAAGCAGUGGGUGAUGACCAAGAAUGCGGACAUUGAGAAGAGUUCGAUGCGUCGUCGUCCGUUUAAAACGGAGCUGCUGCAAAUGACAGCUGACGAGUUAAAUUAUUCGCUCUGCCUGUUUGUAAAGGAGGUGCGCAAACCCAAUGGCACCGAGUAUGCGCCCGAUACCAUCUAUUAUCUUGUGCUGGGCAUUCAACAAUAUCUAUAUGUAAAUGGUCGCAUUGAUAACAUCUUCUACGAUCCAUAUUAUGAACGCUUUACGGAGUGUUUGGACGAAGUGGCGCGAAAGUUUUCCGUACUCUACAAUGAUUCACAAUACAUUGUGACGCGCGUCGAAGAGGAGCAUUUGUGGGAAUGCAAACAACUUGGUGCCCAUUCACCUCAUGUGCUGCUCAGCACGCUCAUGUUCUUCAAUACCAAGCAUUUCAAUUUAACUACCGUUGAGGAGCACAUGCAAUUAUCUUUCUCGCACAUUAUGAAGCAUUGGAAACGCUCAUCGCAGAACUCCAAAGUUCCCGGCACACGGAACGUCUUGCUACGCUUUUAUCCACCGCAGGCGGGUCUGGAUGCCAAUCCGCGCAAGAAAAAGGUCUAUGAACAGCAGGAAAACGAAGAGAAUCCACUGCGCUGUCCUGUGCGUUUAUACGAAUUCUAUCUAUCAAAAUGUCCGGAAAGUGUAAAGACGCGCAACGAUGUUUUCUACUUGCAACCAGAAAGAUCUUGUGUGCCCGAUUCGCCCGUUUGGUACUCCACGCAGGCGCUUAGCCAGGAUGCAUUGCAGCGAAUGCUGCAUCGAGUGAAGAUGGUUAAGGAAAUCAACAUAGCGCUAUUGACAACUUAAUGUAUAGUUAGACAGACCGACGAUACACACAUACACAUUGUAUGUGAAAGGAUCAUUUUCUAAUGUAAUGGAAACAUUUACAAAAACAAAUUACAACUUUUGGUGCUAAGCACAAACUUGUUUGCGGGCAAAAUCACCAAACAUACAAAAAAUAAUGAAAAGCUUAAAAGAAAACAAAAAUACCAGCUAUACUAAAAGAAGAGCGCCUGUAAAACGACUCCAAAAUUUUGAUGAUUUUUUCACUCAUUAUUUUUGGAAGUAGUAGAUACGUAAACCGCUAAUCAACUAAAUUAAUGAAUUGUUUAUAAAAAGAUACACAAAUUAAAUAUGUGCAAAAAUAAUAAUACCACAAUAUUAGGAAUUGUAUAGAAUUAUGAAUUAAAAUGUAAUUUUACAGAAAAUCAUCUACAUUUAUCGAAGAUCACAUCUAACAAUCAGAAACUGCAUGCACAGACACACAUAAUUCAUAAUUGAUUAGUUUUAGUUACAUAAGUGCACAUCGACGAUGACGAUGACGAUUGAGUUUAGUCAUUUAUUUAGAAUGUUUAGUCAUAAGCUGGUAAGCAAAUUGAGCAAAUCACUGUCCAAGCUGGCAGCUCUAGGGAAAGAGUGGUGUGGAGUCGUUUUUUGGGCGCACAUUGUAUGUAUAUUGAAUAUAAUCCUAAAUGAAAAAUAAACUAUACAGAUAGAUACAGUGUACAUAGAGCAUAACAACAAGCAUGUAACAAUUUAACCAUUGUCGCGCUGUUCUUCUAUAGGUGUUUUAUUUGUAAAAUGCUGUACUCCUUAAUUAACAAAUAAUUUUAAAUAUACAAUAUACAUGUAUUUUACAGCCUAUAUAUGCAAUUUUUUAAUAUUUCACACGGGUCCUUGGAAAUGAGGGGAUAACAGCAAUUAUUAAAAUAAGAUUUUUUUUGCGGUUAGUUGCAUUACAAAAUUUCCGUUUUUAUUGACAUUAAAUAUGCAGCAGUGUAAUUAAUACAUAAAUUACGAUUACAAGUUGUUAAAUUGAAACACCACUCAACAUGACUCAGUACAAAUAGUUCGAUACAAUAUUUUUGCUAUACCCAAACAAUUAACUUGGCCAUUGGAUAUUCUGUUUUUUGGUGUUUUUGUUAUUAUGGGAUGAUUAUCUGAUCAGAUAGGGUGCAAGUAACGUGGUGGUGGCGACGGAGGAAAAAAACAAACUGAAGAGAAUUUGUUUCGGGAUAUUCUGUUUGGUGCUUUUGGUUAGCUGCCAUCUAUUGGUCACGACGUUAUUAUGGGAUGAUGAUCUGAUCAGAUGGGGUGCAAGUAACGUGGUGGUGGCGACGGAGGAAAAAACUCUGCCGUCUGUGGUGAUAUACAGUGGCGCAACCCACAAGUUGCCACCCAU